This is a messenger RNA of Ostertagia ostertagi, 984 nucleotides long. Lineage: Eukaryota; Metazoa; Nematoda; Chromadorea; Rhabditida; Trichostrongylidae. The record is from the annotation of a GenBank genome assembly.
AUGACAGAUGCUGGUGACACCUUCUUUGUACCGUUUUUCUGUGCAGAGAACAGUACGACAACGGCUCAGUGUGCAGCUGGAACACAGAGCAAGUACCAUGUUCAGUUCACGUCUUCUGAUGGGCUCACGGAGAUGCGCUCGUUUGUAUGCACCAAAAGUAGCAACGAUUACGCACCAACUGCCGUCGUCAAACGAACAGCAAGGGGACUUCGAGUGCAGCCAAGCGCUCAAGCCAUUUUACAGAGACGUGAUUUCAAGGCUUUCCUUCCAGGACCAUCUGGCAAGCUGCGGGACUGCUCUGACAGAGGACAUCUCUUCUAUGACGGCUCUAAACGCACCUACAUUUGUGAAUGCGAUCCUGGAUUCACUGGAGAAUCUUGCGAAACAGGAAUUUGCACUCAAUCCAACGCGUCCACUGAAGGAAUAGAUGUACAGUACCGUACUUAUACGGUAGUAAUCGGAGUGGAUUCGAUCAAUUACGGUGUGGAGAGUGUGCUUCUAAGCGAUGCAAGCAAUAUUGCGUCGCUGAAAGCUAAGCCGUCUACCGUAUGGCGUUAUCAGCUGAUUGUAUAUUGUGAUAAUAAAAUAGCGUUACCGGUAUAUAUUGGCGGAAACUACGAUGAGUUCAAUAAAGCAAUGAAGUCAGAUCUUAGAAAUCUGUAUUGCAUAAGAUCAGAACAACAGCAGGGACCAUUCAAUUUGGCCGAUGUCUUCCAGGUUGCCGUCGGCGGUCUAGGUCGCCUUGUUCGGGGAUUAAUUAUAUUCUACACUGAAAACCAGACGUAUAUGAAAGUCGAUUUGGAGGAGUUCAUCAGCGUCACGCGCAGUUAUAGGCAGGAGCUGUAUUUGGUCGCUAUGGAUGCUCAAAGACAUGACUCGCUCGCGUAUGAUGAUUACACGGAUCUUCGGGCAGCAGCAUUUGUGACCGGAGGAAAUAUUUUGUUCGUGGACGGUAAUGAGCAGAUGGUUGCACCUCGACUCAGU